AUGACGAAUUUGUUGAAUAGAAAGAACAGGAAUAAACCAUUUAUCAAGCAAUAUCUCUACAAAGAAAAGUCAGGAAAUGAGGGAAUUAGUUCACAAAGUUUUCCCAUUCUCUUUUCUCUUCCGGUUAAUUACAAAAAACAUGAAGAAAAGAAAGUUUUUGAAAAUGGAUGGGAAUGCAGUGAUAGUAGUUUGCAUGGAAAACGAACAAAUGAAGCAGGUAAAGCAAUUCACUUCAUACGAUCACAUCUUGGUCUCAUGCGGUUUGGUAAACGUAAUGCAGCACAAUAUGGUAUUAUCCGGUUCAAUAAACGGAUUGAUCUGGAUCACUUAACGCAACAAAAUGAUGAAGGCAAUAGCAUUGAUAGCGAUAAUGGUUACCGUAAUUCCUACAUUAAAGCAUAUCCUUUUGGUUAUUAA
Molecule: messenger RNA, 417 nt
Organism: Loa loa (African eye worm)
Lineage: Eukaryota; Metazoa; Nematoda; Chromadorea; Rhabditida; Onchocercidae
Exons: 3
Coding region: 1-417 (138 amino acids)
Source: RefSeq, a predicted model, not a curated record